AGGUCAUUUUGUUAAUUGAGGACUCGAAUGGGUCUCUCAGUCAAAUUUUCUCAUUACAUUCUGCCAAAAAAUCAUUCAUUUCAUUUAAAAAACGGCAUAAUAAUUGUCCUCUUGACUUCCCUUCACUCUUCUCCACCAUGGCAAAUCUUCACUCAUAUUUCAUCUUUUCCCUUAUACUCCUUCCUUAUUCCAUGUCCUCAUCACCUAAUUACACCUUCCCUCAAAAACACUUCAUCGACUGUGGUUCACAUUCCUCAGUAUCCGUCUCCGGCAUCACCAACACCACUUUUUCCAGCGACACGAAAUAUGACUCGCGCCACAGUCACUCCGUUAACGACCCCGUGUUAUCCGGACUCUAUGGAACUGCCAGAGUAUUCAGUAAAUCUUCUGGGUAUGAACUCUCAACAGAGGAAAAUGGUGUUUACAUGGUACGACUUCAUUUCUUUCCUUUUUCUAAUCUUUUUGAUGCCAAAUUCGAUGUUUUGGCUUCGGGGUUCUUGAUUUUGUCGAAUUAUAGUGUCCCGAAAAACGUAACUUACCCUGUCAUCAAAGAGUUUCUGCUCCCUGUAAAUGGUCCUAAUUUGAAAAUCGACUUUAGACCUUCUCAAGAAUCGUCUUUCGCAUUUGUUAACGCCAUAGAAGCAUAUGUUACUCCUCAAGAUUUCAUUCCUGAAUCUGCUAGUUAUGUCACUCCUCAAGGAAAUAGCAAUAUUGCUAAAAAGGCUUUGUCCUUGGGUGUUUUAACUGUAAUUCAUAGGAUUAAUGUUGGUGGUCCAAAAAUUAUCCCUGAAAAUGAUACCAUGAGAAGAAAUUGGUUGCCUGAUGAUGAUUACUUGUAUAUCAAAGAUACAGCAAAGAAGCUUGCAACGUAUACUUAUGGGCCUAAAUAUGAUCUGGAAGGAGGAUCCACUCAAUUUGAUGCUCCUCCUUUUGUUUAUAAAACUGCCAAAGAAAUGAAUAGGGAUGAUGUGACACCAAGUAACAACUUCUUUAACAUAACUUGGCUUUUUGGAGUAAAUAAGGAUGCUACAUUUUUUGUACGCCUACACUUCUGUGACAUUGUUAGUAAACGCCGGAAUAGUACAGUUUUCAAUGUCUAUAUAUAUGGUCUAUUUGGUCAGCCAAUAGUACAGAGUUCUCCAGAAUUGGUAACUCCUUUUUAUGUUGAUUUUGUAGUGGAUUCAGAUGGUUCUGGUUUUAUGAAUAUCUCAGUUGGCCCUCCGAGUGAUUCAGUUGAUAGAAAUGCUUUUCUGAACGGGGUGGAAAUCAUGGAGCUGAUUAACGCAAAGGGAAAAGGACAAGCCAAGAAUCGUUUGUUGAUAAUCAUUGGUUCUACUGUUGGUGGUGUGGUUCUAGUCUUUGUUUCUGUAGUGGUUAUCUUGUUUUGUUUGAAAUCAAGAAAACUGAAACCUGUUGAGAGUGUUGAUGGUCCGAUGGUGAAUGUUUAUGCAGGAAGUAGUACAAUUCGUAGUAGCACUAAUCUUGAAAUGAACCUUGGGUUAAAGAUACCUCUUGCUGAGAUUUCGUAUGCUACUCAUAACUUUGAUCCCAAAUUUAUGAUUGGUGAAGGUGGUUUUGGAAAAGUUUACAAAGGAAGUUUACACAAUGGUGUUAAAGUGGCUGUGAAAAGAAGCGAGCCUGGAGAUGGCCAGGGUAUAAUGGAAUUCCAAACUGAGAUAAUGCUCUUGUCCAAAAUUCGUCAUCAGCAUCUCGUUUCAUUGAUUGGUUACUGCGAUGAACGAAACGAGAUGAUACUUGUUUAUGAGUUCAUGGAGAAGGGAACUUUGAGAGAGCAUUUGUAUAGUUCGAAGGAAGAUGUUAGUAAAUCAUCUUCACGGUCAGAAUUAUCGUGGGAUCAAAGGCUCCAAAUUUGUAUAGGUGCAGCUAAGGGCUUACACUACCUUCACACCGGUUUAAGUGAGCCAAUUAUUCACAGGGACAUUAAGUCCACAAACAUCCUUCUUGAUGAAUUUUAUGUUGCCAAAGUUGCUGAUUUUGGUCUCUCCAAAUCAGGUUCCAUUGAUGAAACACAUAUGGUUACUGAUGUUAAAGGUAGCUUCGGUUAUCUUGAUCCCGAGUACGUGAAUACCAUGCAACUGACUCAAAAAUCUGAUGUCUAUUCUUUUGGAGUUGUACUUCUUGAAGUGCUUUGUGCUAGACCAGCUGUAGACAACCUGCUCCCGAGAAAUCAAAUGAACUUGGCGGAAUGGGGACUUUCUCGGAUGAAAAAAAAACAGCUAGAAAAGAUAAUUGACCCAUUGCUUGCAGGUAAAAUUAACCCAACUACUCUGAGGAAAUUCGGGGAAACAGCAGAGAAGUGCUUGCGAGAAGAUGGCAGUGAUAGGCCUAGUAUGGCGGAUGUUUUGUGGGACUUGAACUAUGCACUAUCGCUUCAACACCCUGGGAAACCCCAAGAAUUUCACGAAGAUAGCACCAACACUGAUGUUUCGUGGCAGAUGGCAUUGCCCGGUAUUCAUCGAUUACCUUCUAUAGAUGUAAGCACAAGUUGUGUCCGUGCCAGUGAGAGUGAGGUUUUUUCACAAUUGAAAAUCGAUGAAGCCAGAUGAUAUUAAUUUGGCCUAGCUUUUGUUAGCAUGCAUUAAUAUGUACUUCCAUGUUCUUUUACUUCCUUCUAUCUGAUGCAAUUGUAUAUCAUGUAUCAAAACAGUGCUGCAACUGUAUUCACGGUUCAUUUUCUGCAUUGGAUAACAGGCAAAUGCCUCUAACAAUGCAUCUGUAUUCACAGAAUAUAAUGUUCAUAAAGUCUGCUGUCUA
Molecule: messenger RNA, 2775 nt
Organism: Lycium barbarum (goji berry)
Lineage: Eukaryota; Viridiplantae; Streptophyta; Magnoliopsida; Solanales; Solanaceae
Product: probable receptor-like protein kinase At5g24010
Exons: 2
Coding region: 138-2567 (809 amino acids)
Biological process (GO): protein autophosphorylation
Cellular component (GO): plasmodesma; plasma membrane
Molecular function (GO): ATP binding; transmembrane receptor protein tyrosine kinase activity
Source: RefSeq, a predicted model, not a curated record